AUGGGUCUGCAGUCAAAGUUUUCUUUUGGAAUCCAGGAGAGCCAAACAAUGCUGGAGGUGAACACUGUGUUCACAACAACCUUGACACAAAUAAUACAUGGAAUGACCAUCAGUGCUCUAAUACAUCACCUUUUGUUUGUGCAUCUCGCAGAGUUUGUCCUUAAUGAACAAGGUUAUGUCUGAUUCAACUCACUGACUUUACACAUGUUGCUCUGUAGUUGUGCAUUAAGCCUGCAUUGAGAUACAAAUGCCAGUAAUAAUAAAUACAGCAUAAGUCUCACAAAUAAACUCACAAAAAUGGUCUGUUGUUAUAAGUCUUUUACAGAAUAGAUUUCAUUCUUGUAAUACAAGCUAUCAUAGAAGAUAUUGCAUCAACAGCACGGAUCAAAACUGAUCCCAAUAGAUCCCUAAGUAGUACUUAGUACGAAGGGCACAUUGGAUUGAAAGGUUCCUGACAUUUCUAUGGAACACAUAGGCAUGUUUAACUGCAACAUAUAGUUAUUGAAGAAGAGUGCAUCAAACUUCUUCUUUGAAUUUGUUUGAUUCUGUUGUUUUUAUGUUAGUCUUCUUGUCUUUCAUGUCUUUUCUAAUGCAGCAUUUUACUAUGUCAACAUUUGACUGAAAUUAAUAAAUUCUAGGUUUUUUAUUUGACAUCUCUAGGUGAGCUUGAGGUCAAUUUUGGGCUCAUGUUCAGAUAGUGUGUAGUUAUGUACAAAUAAAAAUGUUUGCCAAGUGAAUCCGACCAAUGAUGUCACACCAACAGUGCAGACACCCUCUCUGAAGCAUACAAAAGAAAGCAGGCUUUCAACUCUCCAACAACGCAGAUCACAUAUUGAAAAGCCUUGGACAGAGACUCUGACACCAACAUGCUCUUGUUCCUCUUCUUGUUUGGUCUGGCUCUGGGUGCUGUGUCUACUUCAGAUGACCAGCAGGUGAAUCUACAGCGUGGAAACUGUCCCACGUCCUGGUACAACUUUUACGGCCGCUGCUACAAGUACAUCACCACAAGAAUGACCUGGGCUGAUGCAGAGCUCCACUGUGUGUCUGAGGGGACAAACCUGGUGUCUAUCCACACUCUGGAUGAACAUAAUUUCAUCAAAUCCCUGGUCAAGAACUUUGAUCAUGCUCAGGGAUUUACCUGGAUUGGACUCAGCGACACCCAGAAAGAAGGAGGAUGGAUGUGGUCUGAUGGGUCUGCAGUCAAAUUUGUCUUGUGGGAUGCAGGACAGCCGGACAAUGCUGGAGCCACUGAACACUGUGGACACAUCAACAUUGGCACAGAUUUGAAAUGGAAUGACUAUCCGUGUUCUAAUGCAUUACCGUUUGUUUGUGGAUCUCGCUCAGUUUGUCCUUAGCAAACAAGAAGUUUAUAUCUGAUUCUACUCACUGACUUCCCACCUGUUACUGUGUAUCAGACUGCAUAAAGACACAAAUGUAUGAGUGUGCAGAAUGAAUCACAUAAAUAAACUCAUAUAAAAACUCAACAUGUAUGACAAAGUAGUAUGUCUUAUACACAUGUUUUAAAAUAUUUAAACAGAAGAAGAUAUUGCAUUAGCAACACAGUGAAAACUGGUCCCAGUAGAUCCCUUUUGACCGCUGGAUCAUACAUGCAUUGCUUUAGUAGUUGUAAUCAAUGUAUCACCAACAAGAUCAGAUCAGUAUCAUUUUAAAGCACAAUAUUUGUUAAGAGCCAGGCUACUUCAUUCUGGCAUUUAACAUAGAACUAAAUUACUGAAUAGCUCAUUGCUAACAGCAACACACGUGAAGAGUCAUAAAGCCUGCAAACUGACUGGUUGUUAUACAGCUAUAUUUACACACUGGUUGUUUUUAUUUUCAAGUUUUAUUGUGUCAACAUUUGACUGUAAUGAAUAAAUGAUACAUUUUUAUGUGACAUCUCCGGA
Centropristis striata (black sea bass) is the source of this 1901-nucleotide messenger RNA. Its product is annotated as lactose-binding lectin l-2-like. The record is from RefSeq and is a predicted model, not a curated record. Gene Ontology annotation, molecular function: signaling receptor activity. The transcript has a single exon. Bases 867 to 1355 code for a protein of 162 amino acids. Lineage: Eukaryota; Metazoa; Chordata; Actinopteri; Perciformes; Serranidae.